GUGAGGUCGUCACGAGCUCGCGAGCUCGCCCGCCCGCCAUGGAGACGCUGAGCGCCGCGGCGGACCAGCUGGUGUCGGAGUUCGUCGGUCUGAGCCGACAGAAGCCGGCUAACGGCAGCCGACAGGUGGCCGACCGUACGCUGCAGCUGCUGCGCCAGCUGGUGGCCGAGCCCAGCUGGCGCCAGACGAGCCAGCUGCUGGGCCAGCUGCGCGCCGCCGGCCGCCGCCUUUCGGCCGAAAUGCCCACCGAGCCGGCCGUCGGCACGCUCGUGUGCCGCCUGCUCAAGAUGGCGCGCGACGAGCACGAGGCCAAGCGGCGCGGCCAGCUCAGCCAGGAGGACUCGCUGCACCGGCGGCUGACGGCCGGCGGGCCGCUGGACGCCGCCGAGGACCUCAGUCAGGAAGUGGCUGGCCUGCGGGCCGACCUGCUGGCGGCGCUCGACGAGCUGCAGACGGAGCUGGACGCCAGCGCCGACAACAUCGCGCGCGAGGCGCUCGGCCACAUUCACGCCGAUGACGUGGUGCUGACGGCCGGCCACUCGCGCACUGUGCUCGAGUUUCUGCGCCGCGCCGCGCGCGAGCGCGCUUUCCACGUGAUCGUGGCCGAGGGCGCGCCGUUCUGCCGCGGCCACGAGGCGGCGCGCGCGCUCGCCGCCCUGCCGCGCGUGCAGGUGACGGUGAUCGCCGAGUCGGCCGUGUUCGCCAUGAUGGCGCGCGUCAACAAGGUGAUUCUGGGCGCGCAGACGGUGCUGGCCGACGGCGGACUGCGCGCCGCCUGUGGCACACACGCGCUGGCGCUGGCCGCGCGCUUUCACUCGGUGCCGGUGAUCGUGUGCGCGCCCUCCUAUAAGCUUUCGCCGCAGUUCCACCGCGGCGACCAGCAGGAAGGCUUCCAGUGUCAGGUGUCGCCGGAGCCGGUGCUGUCGUACGCGGAGGGCGCGGUGGUGGGCCGCGCCCGGCUGUCCUGCCCCGUCUACGACUACGUGCCACCCGAGCUGGUCACGUUGUUUGUCACGCACACGGGCGGCACCUCGCCCUGGUACAUCUACCGGCUUCUGAACGAGUACUACGAUCAGCAGGACCACGAGAUCGUGCAGGGGACGAGCGCAGCGCCCGCCGCCGCCGAUGGCCGGGAGGGCGGGCCACUACCGUCAGUGUGAGACUCUCGCGCCGCCCGGGGGCCGGCGGCUUGUGGCUCCGCCCACAGUUGCCGCCUGCGUUCAGCGCGGCGCGAUGUCCCGUUUGGUGUCGGGUUUUGUGGAGGUCUGGUGUGCAGUGUUGCGACGUUGUGGUGCUCGGCUUGUCCGUCGUCUUGAAUGGCGCGGAAAAUACAUAAUGGAAUUAAU
Messenger RNA from Pollicipes pollicipes, 1346 nucleotides. It is a transcript of the gene eIF2Bbeta, whose product is annotated as eukaryotic translation initiation factor 2B subunit beta. Lineage: Eukaryota; Metazoa; Arthropoda; Thecostraca; Pollicipedomorpha; Pollicipedidae. The record is from RefSeq and is a predicted model, not a curated record. Gene Ontology annotation, biological process: translational initiation. Gene Ontology annotation, cellular component: eukaryotic translation initiation factor 2B complex. Gene Ontology annotation, molecular function: translation initiation factor activity; guanyl-nucleotide exchange factor activity.